AUGUGCCAUGGAUAUCGGAAUUUUCUUGCUGAAAUAGCGGAAAGUUGGUUAUCCCAUUGUUCCUGGUGUCCUACAGAAAAAAGAUGCUUCUCAAGACAAUUGGAAACAUUUAAAACGUUCUGUUCUAAUGAUACUGUUAACCAUGAGGACUAUGGCUUGAGCUUAGAGGGAAAUGCUGUAUGCUCCUGCAAUCGCGAAGAAAUAGAAGAGAAUUGCUAUCCUCCAGGAGUGACUUCGGGACCAGUAUGCUCUAGCCGUGGUUCCUGUGUUUGCGGCCAGUGUAUGUGUAACACUGUCCCCGAUCCUAAAGAACCGACUAAGACUGUGAUGGGAGAGUUCUGCGAGUAUGACAACUUUUCAUGUGAAGGUCCAAGAUGUAACGAAGGGCCAUAUUCAAUAAGUGCUCCAAAUGGUGUUGAAGAUGGCUCAGCAAGGGCAUUAGAAGUUGAAAUACCGGCUACGUAA
This is a messenger RNA of Arctia plantaginis, 465 nucleotides long. Lineage: Eukaryota; Metazoa; Arthropoda; Insecta; Lepidoptera; Erebidae. The record is from the annotation of a GenBank genome assembly.